This is a messenger RNA of Lucilia sericata (common green bottle fly), 470 nucleotides long. RefSeq names its product protein chibby homolog 1 (gene Cby). Bases 129 to 452 code for a protein of 107 amino acids. The record is from RefSeq and is a predicted model, not a curated record. Lineage: Eukaryota; Metazoa; Arthropoda; Insecta; Diptera; Calliphoridae. The transcript has a single exon.
UCAACCCCAAUUGCACAACUAUUGGUCAAAAUAUGUUGCCAUGGUUUUAAUUAAAUAUAUACAUACUUUAAAAUAAAAUUAGAGCAUUUAACAACGUCAGUGAUAAAUAAAAUAAUUAAAAGAAAAUAAUGCCUUUAUUUAAUAAAAAAUUCGAAUCAAAACCUAUUCCACCGCGUAUAUCUAGAAAUAAUAAUUCAUGUCCUAUGGUCAACGAAGAAUUAGACGAUUACAAGCAAAUUAUUCUAAAUUUGGGUAAUAAGGAAUUACGCUUCGCUGAUGGUAUUUGGAUUUAUGCUGCCCGCAAGGGAGAUGUUGAUGAUGUUGUUCGUUUAAAUCGUCGCUUAAAGGCUUUGGAGGAGGAGAACAAUAUGUGUGAUUUGAAAAUUGAAGUGUUGCUUGAUCUUCUUGCUGAACAUGCUACAGAGUUAAAUUCUUUAAAGAAAAUUAAUUAAAUAUUGAAAAAAUGUGAA